Molecule: messenger RNA, 1395 nt
Organism: Urocitellus parryii (Arctic ground squirrel)
Lineage: Eukaryota; Metazoa; Chordata; Mammalia; Rodentia; Sciuridae
Product: DDB1- and CUL4-associated factor 12-like protein 2
Cellular component (GO): Cul4-RING E3 ubiquitin ligase complex
Molecular function (GO): protein binding
Source: RefSeq, a predicted model, not a curated record
AUGGACUCACCGGAAACACACAGCAAGAAGCGGGAAGCACCUGCACUCAAGGUUGGUGAGGGGAGCUCUUCCUCUCAGGUUUUGGUGAAGCCAGGGCACAGAGAGGGGCCGCUACAGCCCAACAAGCAGAAGCAGCUAGCAACUUCUCGCUCGCUGGUCCAUUAUUUGAGGGGCCGUGCGGUGAGCACUUGGAGCAGUGCCGGGCUCCAGGGCUUCGAGGGUAAGCUGCACAGCUAUACGGUGCUGAGGCUUCCCGAGAUACUGACUGAGCACCAGCUGGCGCUGGGCACCCUCAACAAGGUUUUCGCCUCUCAGUGGCUAAACUCCAGGCAGGUGGUGUGUGGCACCAAGUGUAACACGCUCUUUGUGGUGGACGUGCAGUCUGGCCAAAUCAAUCGCAUCCCUCUGAUGCGGGACCGGAUGCCUGCCCUGACCCGGGAUCAGCCAACCUGCGGCAUCCAUGCCAUUGAAUUAAAUCCCUCCAAGACACUUCUGGCCACCGGGGGCGAAAAUCCCAACAGCCUGGCUGUCUACCAGCUGCCCACCUUGGACCCCGUUUGCCUGGGUGACCGCCAUGGGCACAGGGAUUGGAUCUUUGCCAUUGCCUGGAUGAGUGACACCGUGGCCGUGAGUGGCUCCCGUGAUGGCACCAUGGCAUUGUGGCGCGUGGACCCUGACAAGUUUAUUGGCAGCAGUCCCUGGCACAACGAUGCAUCUCUUCCCUUGUACACCCACAUUCAUCCAAAGGACAUAGAGUCCAUCCCCAGGGCCAGCAGCAACCCCAGUAACCGCAAAGUGCGAGCCCUGGCCUUCAGCGGCAAGAACCAGGAACUGGGAGCAGUGUCCCUGGAUGGCUAUUUCCACCUGUGGAAAGCACGAAGCCACCUAUCCAGGCUGCUGUCUAUCAGGCUGCCCUACUGCCGAGAAAACGUGUGCCUGACCUACUGUGAUGAAUUGUCCCUGUACGCGGUGGGCUCCCAGUCUCACGUCUCCUUCCUGGAUCCCCGCCAUCGCCAGCAGAACAUUCGGCCCUUGUGCUCCAGGGAGGGCGGUACAGGUGUGCGCUCCUUGAGCUUCUACCAGCACAUAGUCACUGUGGGCACAGGCCUUGGCUCCCUGCUCUUCUAUGACAUACGUGCUCAGAAGUUCCUGGAAGAGAGGGCCUCAGCCAGUCUAGACUCCUUUCUGGGACCCACAGGGAGGAAGCUCAAACUCACCUGUGGCAGAGGCUGGCUCAACCAUGAUGACCUUUGGUUGAAUUACUUUGGUGGUGUGGAGGAGUUCCCCAAUGCCCUCUACACUCAUUGCUACAACUGGCCUGAGAUGAAGCUUUUUGURGCUGGGGGACCUCUCCCUUCAGGCCUCCAUGGGCACUAUGCAGGCCUCUGGAGUUAA